Arabidopsis lyrata subsp. lyrata is the source of this 1352-nucleotide messenger RNA. RefSeq names its product putative F-box protein At2g11200. Lineage: Eukaryota; Viridiplantae; Streptophyta; Magnoliopsida; Brassicales; Brassicaceae. The record is from RefSeq and is a predicted model, not a curated record. Gene Ontology annotation, molecular function: protein binding.
AUGAGAGAUUCAACAACGGCGAUGUCCGAUCUUCCACAAGAUAUGGUAGAGGAAGUGCUCUCUAGGGUUCCGUUAACAUCUCUUAGAGCAGUGCGAACUACUUGCAAAAGCUGGAACAGUUUAUUCAAAACUCGGAGCUUUACAAGGAAGCACAUUCGCAAAUCAAGAGCAGCAACGAAGAAGAGAGAGUGUAUGGCAAUCAUGAUGAUCGAUUCUAGUGUUUAUCUAAUGAGUGUUAAUUUCCGUGGGAUUCACAAUAACGACAACGUUGAAUCAUUUAUAAACCGAAAAGGUAAAUUUAUUAGCCUAAACAAUGUAGAUGGAGUUGAUAUAUCUAGCGUCUUCCACUCUAGUGGUUUGUUGUUAUGCACCACCAAAGAAGAAAUCGAGGCUUAUGGUUUUGAAUCCUUAUCGUGGCCAAACAAGGUGGAUCCAACCCAUUGAUCACGGAGGCGACUGUAGGGUUAACAUGUACGCUCUGGGAUACGAGAAGAAGGAAAACUCGCGUCGUCGUUGCCACAAAAUCUUGAGGUCUAUGGAAAUGAAGCCGAUAUUUGUAGAUGAUUAUGAAAUCUGUGGGAAACGUCAUGAGUAUCAAAUCUACAAUUUUAAGUCUGAUUCAUGGAAUGAUAUUGAUGUGACUCCCAACAGGGACAUAAGGUUUUAUGGACAUGACGUGUCUCUCAAGGGAAAUACUUAUUGGCUUGUUCGAAGGGCUAUUAACUGGGAGCCACUAAGAUUCGGAAGACAAGAAAGAUGCGCAGGACGAGUAAGACUCGGAGCACAAGAAAGAUUUGGAGGUCAAGAAAGAUGCGUAAGAUUCGGAGGACAAGCAAGAUACGGAAGAGUUCAAGAACAAGUAAGAACUAUCCCUGAGAUCUUUUUACUCUGUUUUGAUUUUACAACUGAGAUAUUUGGACCACGUCUACGUCUACCGUUUAAAUCUCGCUUUGGCGAUAGCGUGACUCUAUCUAGUGCUAGAGAAGAGCAACUUUCAGUGUUAUGUCAGCGGUAUGAUACAUUACAGAUGGAGAUAUGGAUUAGUAGCAAAAUUGAGCCCGAAGCGGUGUUGUGGAACAAGUUGUUAGUAGCAGUGAAUAUGAAAACACUUCUUACUUUCCCAUUUAAACAUGGGAAUUUUUUUGUUGACGUGAGGAAGAAAGUCGUCGUAGUUUUUGCUAAAGACAGAAAGAAGCCGAGGCGCUGCGUUGCUUAUGUCAUUGGAGAGGAUGGAUAUUUAAAAAAAGUGGAUCUUGGAGAAUCUAGUGACGAACAUGGUGACCCAGUACUUGUGUGCCCUUAUGUUCCAAGCUCAGUACAAAUCAAGCAGGCUACACCACGAGGCAACCAUA